AUGGACAGUUUCUUUGUAACUUUUGUGUAUGGUAUGAAUAUUGAAGAGAGUCGAAAUCUUUUGUGGAAGCACUUGCAGGACCUAUCUAUGGAAGAUCCUUGGAUUGUAUUGGGAGAUUUCAAUGAUAUAUUGGUUAAGGAGGAGCGUAUUGGUGCUAGAGUUAAAUAUACUAAGGCUCAUUCUUUUCAGAGGUGUGUGGAGAUUUGCCAAUUGGAAGAUGUUAAAUUUAGUGGGAAUUUCUAUACCUGGAAUAACAAACAGCAGGGCCAAGAUCGAAUUUACUCGAAAAUUGAUAGAAUCUUGGCUAAUCAAAAGUGGUUGGAUACUUAUGGAGCUGCAGAGGUACACUUUAUGAAUGAGGGGUUAUUUGAUCACUCUCUAGCGAUUCUCACUGUAACACCUGUUUUAGUCACUGGUAGGAAGCCUUUUAAAUACUUUCGCAUGUGGAAGUCCUUUCCUGGUUUUCAAGAUCUGGUGCACAAUGAUUGGAUUCGUCCUAUAGAUGGCACUCUGAUGUACAAAGUGGUUCAGAAGCUUAAAAGACUAAAGAGCACUUUGAGACUGAUUAAUAAGCAAGGAUUUACGGACAUUCAUGUUGCUGAUUUGGAGACCUCGCAUGCUUUAACUGAAUGUCAAGAUCAAUUGAAUAAGGAUCCUCUAAAUCCCAGACUUAUUCAAUUGGAGCUUGAAGCUCGUCAAAAAUACACUGACAUUCAUAGAUCUUACUGUUCUUUCUUGCAGCAAAAAGCUAAGCUCAAUUGGAUUCAAGAUGGUGAUACUAACUCAGCUUUGUUCCAUGCUCGCAUUAGAGAGAGGCGAAAUCAGAAUAGAAUUUGCUCUAUUACUUCGGAAUUGGGUGAAUGGAUAGAUCAGCCUGAUAUGGUCACAGCAGCAUUUCUGGAUUAUUAUCAGAAGUUACUGGGCAGUAAGAUGGCUGUGAGGAAUAAAGUGCUUACAAAAAUAGUUUCUCUGGGUACAUUCCUUACUACUUCGCAUGUUAACAAUCUGUUGCUGCCUUAUAGUCAAGAGGAAGUUAAAAAAGCCAUUUGGGAGAUUCCUGGAACAAAGGCAUCUGGUCCGGAUGGAUAUUGCAGUUUUUUCUUCCAGGAUAAUUGGAAUUUAGUUGGAGAUGAAGUAUGUGAUGCUAUACUGUCAUUUCUGCAUUCUGGGAAAAUUCUAAACGAAUUGAACUCUACUGUUUUGACUCUUAUUUCGAAAAGUAAAUGCCCAAAACAUGUGAGUGAUUAUAGACCCAUAGCCUGUUGUAAUGUACUCUAUAAAGCUGCCACGAAGAUGAUAUGCACAAGGUUGAGGGCUGUUCUUCUGGUGCUUGUAGCUCAAAAUCAAGGAGGUUUUGUCAAGGGGAGAUCUAUCGCUCACAAUAUCAUGAUAUGUCAAGAUUUAGUCCAUCAUUAUGCAAGGAAAGUUGGGAAACCUAAGUGUAUGAUCAAGCUUGAUUUGCGGAAAGCUUAUGACACUAUUGAAUGGGAUUUUAUUGAGGAAAUGCUUGGAGCUUUCAAUUUCCCAAGUAAAUUCAUUCAGCUUGUUAUGCAGUGUGUUCGCACUCCAAAAUUCUCGCUUAUGUUUAAUGGCUCUUCCCAUGGAUUUUUUGAGUCUAAGAGGGGGCUGCGGCCGGGCGAUCCUAUGUCUCCGUUAUUGUUUGUAUUGGGGAUGGAAUACCUUUCAAGAAUUUUGCAUCGAGUAGGAAGUAAAAAGGAUUUUAAAUUUCAUGCUAGGUGUGAAGGGAUCAAACUUAAUCACCUUAUCUUUGCUGAUGAUAUUCUGUUAUUCUGUCAUGGUGAUUUCAGAUCUAUCUACUAUAUGCUUCAAGGAUUGCAGCUCUUUUCUAGCACUUCUGGGCUUUGUCCAAAUCAGACUAAAUCGGCUGUCUACUGUAGUAAUAUGAAUGAGCAUGAAGUCCAACGAAUCCUUGAUGCUUCGGGUUACAGUAGAAGUGCUCUGCCUUUCAAAUAUCUUGGAAUUCUGAUCUGCUCCAAGCGAAUUUCAGCAAAGGAUUGUGAGGUUCUUCUUGACAAGAUGCUUGCUAGAAUUAAAUGCUGGAGCUCCAGAAAUAUUUCUUUUGCUGGCCAGGUUACACUGAUCAAUUCAGUUCUUCUUUCAAUUCACUCUUACUGGAGUCAGAUUAUGAUUAUUCCUAAAAAAGUAUUGAAUGAGAUUGCAGCCAUUUGUAGAGCUUUCCUUUGGACAGGGCAGGCCUAUUCAACCAGACCAGGUCGUAUAGCUUGGGACCUAGUUUGCAAUUCGAAGAACUCAGGUGGUUUAGGAUUCAAGAACAGUAGGGACUGGAAUAUUGCAGCCCUUGGAAAGUAUAUUUGGGCUGUUGCUGAGAAGAAAGAUGACCUUUGGGUUAAAUGGGUCCAUCAUGUCUAUAUCAAACAAGUAGAUUGGUGGAAUUACAUUGCCCCUGCUUCAAGUAGCUGGUAUUGGAAGAAAGUUGUGGAAGUUAAAGAGAAAUUUAAAAAUCUGUUCUCAUUGCCGCAAGUUAAACCUGAGAGAUAUCAGAUCAGAUAUGGAUACAAUAUUAUUCAUGCUGAAUACACCCAAACAUAG
This is a messenger RNA of Humulus lupulus (European hop), 2571 nucleotides long. RefSeq lists its product as uncharacterized. The transcript has a single exon. The coding region runs from base 1 to 2571 and encodes 856 amino acids. The record is from RefSeq and is a predicted model, not a curated record. Lineage: Eukaryota; Viridiplantae; Streptophyta; Magnoliopsida; Rosales; Cannabaceae.